Dibothriocephalus latus is the source of this 1269-nucleotide messenger RNA. The record is from the annotation of a GenBank genome assembly. NCBI's taxonomy places the organism in Eukaryota, Metazoa, Platyhelminthes, Cestoda, Diphyllobothriidea, Diphyllobothriidae.
AUGACCCACAAGGAGACUCAGAUGUUUGAAGACCAACUUGCGCUAAUACACUGCCUUCCUCAAUUAAAUAACCUUCGUGUGGAUAAAAAACUCACCGAUUUGACCAUUGAGUUACAAGACAGCGUGAAGGUGCAUGCACACAGGAUUGUCUUGGCUUCCCGGGUGCCCUCACUGUGUGAUGGGCUGUGCGAAUCGCCUACGAAAGGCCAGGCUGUGGUGCUCAAGUGGCCAACGGUUUCAUCAGAAAUCGCGACGACCUUCAUCGAUUAUAUAUACACAGGUCAGCUAGAAGUCCACGAAGCGAAUGUGGCUGGGCUGAUUGUGCUGUCACAACAGCUCGUAAUGCCUCACAUGGAAAAAUGGGUUGUAAGUUUUAUGGCCGCGAGGUUAAAUUCUGAAAACGUUUCACAUAACUGGGAACUGGCACAGUUGCUGAAAAGUGACCAGUUGAAGAACGUCUGCCUACAACAUAUCAAGGCCACCUUUGAGGCAACAGGCGCCAGUGAUUGUUUUAUACAGCUGCCAUCUGAUGCUGUCCUGUCCCUGUUGCGGGCAGACGACCUUCAGGUAGACAGCGAAGAAAGUAUCUUCGAGGCAAUUGGACGAUGGGUUAGUCCACUCGGCGAAGUGGAUGAAACACGAGUGGUGCACGCGGCAGCUAUGAUGAAGGAAAUGCGGUGGUAUCAAGUUGACACCGACUUUCGAUACAGAGUAAAAGAUGAUGAUGAAGCCUUUUGGAAUAAAAAUUUUAAAUGCUCACGACUUCUAGGUCGAAUCACCAAGUGGAUUGACGCUCCAUCCUCGAGGGGUGAUAGACAGUGUCCAUUUAAUGAGAGGCCCAGAGGGCAAAUAGGUGGCUCAGCGGACAGUGAGUGUCUAUUGAAUGCGGAACACCACAAUCCACUGGAGGACAUCUGUCUGCUUGGUAAGUCCCAAAACGGAGAGGAAUGUUUGCUGAGCUGGUACGAUGCAGACACAAACACGACACAGAAACUAACAGACGUAACGGACGAAUUGAACGCGGCCUUUGUGGCCAUUGAGGAUUGCAUCUUUGUAAUUGGAGGAAACAAGCAAAAGGACAACUAUUUGAACCUUAGGAAAUUUGACACGAAGGAACGCGGAUGGACAAAAUGUGCGCCGCUUCGCCACUGGAAGACGGACCAUACAGCAGUCGCCGUCGCAGUUGGCGGAGAAGCCGUCAUCUGUGUUUGUGGAGGCACAUACUGGAGCAACGAAUGUAUGCUCUAUUCUCCGCCAGAAGACAAGUGA